This is a messenger RNA of Mugil cephalus (flathead mullet), 4364 nucleotides long. It is a transcript of the gene phkb, whose product is annotated as phosphorylase kinase, beta. Gene Ontology annotation, molecular function: calmodulin binding. Bases 194 to 3448 code for a protein of 1084 amino acids. The record is from RefSeq and is a predicted model, not a curated record. NCBI's taxonomy places the organism in Eukaryota, Metazoa, Chordata, Actinopteri, Mugiliformes, Mugilidae. The transcript is spliced from 32 exons. Gene Ontology annotation, biological process: glycogen metabolic process. Gene Ontology annotation, cellular component: phosphorylase kinase complex.
GGGAGAUUUAUUUGUUUUAUUUUGAAGGUAGACGCCGGAAAUCCUUUAACUUUUAGACGAUUUCGACAUUGUAUAAACAUGGCGAGCCUGGCAGAUGUCGGUUGGAAACUUCUGGAAUUCAAAGCUCGAUCCAAAAGAUCAGAUUUGUGAUUUAACUGAGAGAGACGACAGGCCUUAAUUUCACCAUUUGAAAAUGGCUGCUUCAGUGGCUGCGGUUACCCAGCCUCGUCGGAAAAUUUGCAGACUUGGCUCCAUCUAUGAACCUCUCAAACUGUCAAUUCUCCAGAGGGAGGAUGAACCACUGUGGGAGAAGCUAGACCGCUACUACAGCGCUGUCAAGACAACCAUUCUGAACUACCAGAGUCCCACGACUGGCCUAUUCCCUGUCAAAACAUUCUCCACAUGCAAAGAAGCCAAGGUGCGAGACUCCCUGUACUGUGCUGCUGGUGCCUGGGCUUUGGCUAUGGCAUACAGGCGCAUUGAUGACGAUAUGGGACGGACCCAUGAGUUGGAACAUUCUGCCAUCAAGUGCAUGAGAGGGAUUCUCUACUGCUAUAUGAGGCAGGCUGAUAAGGUGGAGCAGUUUAAACAGGAUCCCAGCCCAUCUAAGUGUCUGCACUCUGUGUUUGAUGUAAACACCGGUGAUGAGGUUCAGUCAUACAGCGACUACCAACACCUGCAGAUUGAUGCUGUUUCUCUUUUUCUGCUGUAUCUGGUGGAGAUGAUCUGCUCUGGUCUGCAGAUCAUUUACAACACUGAUGAGGUUUCUUUCAUCCAAAACUUGGUGUUCUGUGUGGAGCGAGCAUACAGAGUGCCUGACUAUGGCAUGUGGGAGCGAGGAAGCAAAUACAAUAACGGCAGCACUGAGCUGCAUUCCAGCUCUGUGGGUCUUGCUAAAGCUGCUCUGGAAGCCAUCAAUGGAUUCAACCUGUUUGGAAACCAGGGCUGCUCAUGGUCUGUGAUAUUUGUGGAUCUGGAUGCCCACAACAGGAACAGGCAAACCCUCUGCUCCCUGCUGCCCAGAGAGUCUCGCUCACACAACACGGAUGCAGCCCUUCUUCCAACCAUCAGCUAUCCUGCUUUUGCGGUUGAUGAUGACGCCCUCUACAGUCAGACACUUGACAAGAUUGUCCGCAAACUCCAGGGUAAAUAUGGCUUCAAACGUUUCCUCCGUGAUGGCUAUCGCACCGCAAAUGAAGACAAGAAUCGCCGCUACUACAAGCCUGCUGAAAUGAAGCUUUUUGAUGGAAUCGAGUGCGAGUUUCCAAUAUUUUUCAUCUAUAUGAUGAUUGACGGAGUGUUCAGAGGAAAUAAGACUCAAGUCAAAGAAUACCAGGACCUUCUUGAACCCAUCAUCUUCCAGUCUUUUGAGGGUCACGCUGUCAUUCCCAAAUACUACUAUGUCCCAGCUGACUUUGUGGAGGCAGAACAGAAAAAGCAUGCAAGCCAGAAGCGUUUCCCUAGCAACUCUGGCCGUGAUGGGAUGCUCUUCCUGUGGGGCCAGGCUCUCUACUACAUUGCCAAGUUGCUGGUGGAUGAGCUGAUUAGUCCGAAAGAUAUUGAUCCCAUCCACCGAUACGUGCCACGACAGGACCAGCGCAACGUUAGCAUGCGGUACUCCAAUCAGGGCCCCAUAGAGAAUGAUGUUGUGAUCCAUGUGUCCCUGAUCGCUGAGAGCCAGAGACUGCAGGUAUUUUUGAACACCUAUGGCAUCCAGACCCAGACACCCCAGCAAGUGGAGCCCAUCCAGAUUUGGCCCCAGAAGGAGCUGGUCAAGGCAUACCGUUUCCUUGCUAUCAAUAGGAAGCUGGGGUUGAGUGGGCGUCCAGAGAGGCCAGUGGGCUGCAUUGGGACCUGCAAGAUUUAUCGUAUCCUGGGCAAGACAGUGGUGUGCUACCCAAUAGUGUUUGACCUAAGUGACUUUUACUUGUCACAGGAUGUUAUGCUGCUUAUUGAUGACAUUAAGAACGCUCUGCAGUUCAUCAAACAGUGCUGGAAGAUGCAGGGACGUCCACUCUUCCUGGUUCUCAUCCGCGAGGAUAACAUCAAAGGGAGCCGGUUCAACCCAGUCUUGGACAUGCUGGCCUCGUUCAAGAAAGGCAACAUUGGAGGGGUCAAAGUUCACGUUGACAGACUUCAGACCCUGAUAUCUGGAGCUGUGGUGGAGCAGUUGGAUUUUCUCCGUGUCAAUGAGGCAGAGAUUCCUGAGUUUAAGAGCUUUGAAGAGCUGGAGCUGCCUAAGCACUCCAAGGUGAAGAGACAGACAAGCACGCCCAAUGCCUCAGACCUGGAGCAGCAGCCAGAAAUCAGUGUGCAGGAAUGGCAGAAUAAAACCACCAACGAGAUCAUCCAGAAGUUCCAUGACUGCGACUGCUUGGCCAGUCAGGCACAGCUUGCCAGCAUUCUCCUUAGGAGAGAAGGAUCAGACUUCUUGGUCAAAGAUGAGAACCUGAUGGAUGAACUGGAGAGAAUCUACAGAAGGGCAGGCAGCAGAAAGCUUUGGUCUGUUGUCCGUCUUGCUGCCAGUCUCUUAACUAAGCUGGUGGACAGCCUUGCCCCCAGUAUUACUAGUGUUUUAGUGCAUGGCAAGCAGGUGACCCUCGGUCUAUUUGGACAUGAAGAGGAGGUGAUCUCUAACCCACUGUCUCCAGGGGUGAUUCAGGGCAUCAUCUACAGCAAGUGCUCCCCUUAUGGUGGGGAGCGGGAGGCUGUUCUGCAGCAAGAGCUGGUCAUCCACAUUGGAUGGAUCAUCUCCAACAACCCUGAGCUGUUCAGUGGCAUGCUCAAGAUCAGAGUCGGAUGGAUUGUCCAGGCCAUGAAACAUGAGCUGAAGAUCCGGGCUGGAGAUUUGCCACCGCAGGACAUCUACCAACUCUCCCCCAGUGACAUUAAGCAGCUCCUGCUGGACGUCCUGCAACCACAGCACACCAACAGGUCUUGGCUGAACAGGCGUCAGAUCGAUGGCUCUCUGAACAGGACCCCUCUGGGCUUUUAUGAUCGUGUGUGGCAGAUCCUGGAGAGGACCCCCAAUGGUAUUGUGGUCGCUGAGACUCACCUCCCACAGCAACCUACACUGUCUGACAUGACCAUGUAUGAGAUGAACUUCUCCCUGCUGGUGGAAGACACGCUGAAGAACGUAGUCCUGCCUGAGUACCGACAAAUCAUAGUGGAGUUGCUGAUGGUGGUAUCCAUAUUGCUGGAAAGAAACCCAGAGCUGGAGUUCAGUGACAAGGUGGAUCUGGAUGGCCUCGUGAAGGAAGCCUUUAAAGAUUUCCAGAGAGAUCGCAGCUGCUCAGAAGGAAUGGAGAAACAGGAUAUGGAGGCAUUCUACAACACACCACCAGUGGGAAAGAGAGGCACCUCCAGCUACCUGACCAAGGCUGUGAUGAUCCAGUUGCUGCAGGGAGAUGUCAAGCCCUGCAAGGACGAUCCAUGCUCUGUUAGUUAGAUUUAAAGUGCUCUGACCCUAAACACAACCAGCUACAGUGCAGUCAUCAAUUGUCCUUUGAGGCCUACUGCAAACAUUCUCAUUUAUUCUGACAAUGAGCUCCAACCUCUCCAGUCUUUCUUCUGCACUGCCUGUACUUCCUUUUUAGAAGCUGCAAGAAAAAUCCAAUUGACAUGAAUGUAAUACAUCAUGUGUGUAACAUUAGAUCUUGGGGUUACAAAUACAAUACAAAUGUAAAUGAAAAAUGCUAAUAAAAAUGCCAUGUGAUACUGUGAUAAUACUCACAGUAUCACAAGUUUGGAGUUCACAUGUGCUUAUCCAUAAUUUGAUUUUAAAAUGAAUUGUCAGUUGAGUUUGUUACAGGCUAAUGCCACUACAUACAGCAAUUAGCUAGCUGUGUUUGCCCUGUAUGCCACUGUAGAUUGUGUACAUCCACAUCCAGUUUGUGUUUCACUCAGAAGCAAAUAUUCUUCAGAUAUGAGUCAUAAUGCCACUUAGCUUGUUGACAGCUAAAACAAUAUUUUCUUAGUCCAUCCAUGCAUCCAUCCAGCCACUCAUCCUUAAGAGAGCUUCGGCUUAAUUUAGCCUGGAUGAUUAAAAGGGGGGAGACGUAUUGCCUGGAUCUGUCCAAAGCUAAUAUGCUACGUUGUUUGGCUGCAUUUAGUAUACCAAUGCACUGUUACACAGUGACAAGGUCAUAGGUGUUGUGUUGUGUUGUGUUGUGUUGUGUUGUGUUGUGUUGUGUUGUGUUUCCUCAUACUGUAUUUGUGCAUUUGGCUCUCUGGGGCUUUAGCCAUGUGGAACUCAUCACUGAAAAUGAAGCAGAUUAUUAUCCAUUAAUUUCAUAUAUGAUUGAUAAAAGAAAAAAUAAUGAACCUUCAUCAAAAUAAAGCUUGUUCAUAAACCUCCAUCAAAA